Calidris pugnax (ruff) is the source of this 726-nucleotide messenger RNA. RefSeq names its product complement C1q tumor necrosis factor-related protein 1-like. Lineage: Eukaryota; Metazoa; Chordata; Aves; Charadriiformes; Scolopacidae. Gene Ontology annotation, molecular function: protein binding. The annotation marks the transcript as partial. The transcript is spliced from 3 exons. The record is from RefSeq and is a predicted model, not a curated record.
CCUGGCAUCUCGCAGGGCCCUGCCACAGCAUGGAGGGGCUUCGGGCACUGGGUGUCCUGCUGCUGUCCUGCCUGCUGCUGCCCUCACCCGCGGGCACCCAGACCAGCCCCAGCCCCAACCCUGACCAGCGUUUGGUGACAGACCCCGAGGAGGCACCAUCCCAUCACCACGCAGCCAGUGCCACGCGGGAGCAGAAGCCCGACGGUGCCCAGGAGGGGCUGCCCCCCCGGCCCCGCUGCGUCCGCUGCUGUGAGCCGCCCGACCAGCACUUCUCCUACCCCCGCUACCAGCCCCUGCCCCAGAUCAACAUGACCAUCCUGAAAGGAGAAAAGGGGGACCGCGGCGAGCGAGGCAUGCAGGGCAAGUACGGCAAGACAGGGGUGGCCGGCAGCAGGGGCCACGCGGGUCCCAAGGGCCAGAAGGGCAGCGUGGGCGCCCCGGGGGAGCGCUGCAAGAGCCACUACGCCGCCUUCUCGGUGGGCCGCAAGAAACCCCUGCACAGCAACGACUACUACCAGCCCCUCAUCUUCGACACGGAGUUCGUCAACCUCUACGACCACUUCAACAUGUUCACGGGCAAGUUCUACUGCUACGUCCCCGGGAUCUACUACUUCAGCCUCAACGUGCACACCUGGAACCAGAAGGAGACGUACCUGCACAUCAUGCGUAACGGGGCGGAGGUGGUGAUCCUCUACGCCCAGGUGAGCGACCGCAGCAUCAUGCAGA